AUGGACGGCUUUGUCCUUUGUUUCUCCAGUCAUUGGUUCCCGCCUCAGACAAGACCUCGACGCAGGACCACUAGAGCCAGACGUCUACAGGGGCAGAGGGGGGAUGAGAGGAGCCCCAACCUAGACCCUCCCCAGGAGGCCCCUAGACCCCAGGAGCCACCUCCCCAGGAGCCACCCCACCUAGACCCUCCCCAAGAGCCCCCAGGAGCCCCCUACCCUCCCAGGAGGCCCCUAGACCCCCAGGAGCCCCCCCCUAGGAGCCCCACCCCUAAGAUUCCCCGCCCUAGGAGCCCCCUCCCCCAGGAGCCCCCCAGGAGAGCCCCACCCCCAGAGCCCCACCCUAGGAUCCCCCAGGAACCCUCUAGGAGCCCCUCCCCAGGAGCCCCUAGGAGCCCCUCCCAGGAGCCCCCCAGGAGCCCCCUAGGAACCCCACCCCUAGGAGCCCCCAGGAACCCUCCUAGGAGCCCCUCAGGGAGCCCCUAUACUGAUUUUCACUGUGACGACCAUGAGAGUGGUUCUAGCUCCACCAGUCGCAGCGCCUCAGAGAGCUCCAAGACCCUUCCCAAGCCCCGUCGCCUCCAGCAGGCCGCCCCCUCCGACCCAGACCUGCCCCCAGGCUACGUCCAGAGUCUGAUCCGUCGGGUGGUGAACAACGUCAACAUUGUGGUCAACAACCUGAUCUUGAAGUACGUUGAGGACGACAUCGUUCUGUCUGUCAACAUCACCUCUGCUGAGAGUUACACCGUCCACGAGUUCUGGGACCGAGCCUUUAUGGACAUCACAGCUCCUGACCUGGUGCUUCGUAAAGUGAUCAACUUCAGUGACUGUACUGUGUGUCUGGAUAAGAGGAACGGUAGUGGGAAGAUCCAGUUCUACCAGGAUCCUCUCCUCUACAAGUGUUCCUUCAGGACCCGACUCCACUUCACCUACCAGAACAUCAACUCUAAGAUCCCUGCUGUCAUCAAGAUCCAGACGAUGGUGGAGUCCCUGAAGCUGUCUAUCACAGACCAGCAGCUGCCCAUGUUCAUCAGGAUCAUGGAGCUGGUCCUCAGCCUCUACUACGGAGAGAUAGGAGGAGGGAAGGACUGGAGAGCGGAGGAGGGGAGCGGACAUGGAGAGGUCAUCACUACGCCAGGUCUGGAAGGAGACCCAGAGGCCCAGGUCAUGGCAGGACAGUACCCCAGCCCAGAGCUUUACAUGCAGGGGGAGGAGGGGGACCAGGGCUGGGUGUCCUGGGCCUGGUCCUUCGUCCCAGCCAUCGUGGAAGCUGAGGAUGAGGAGGGAGAGGAAGGCUUCUACCAGCAGGGGGAGGAGGGAGGCCGGUCCAGCCCACAGCAGAACCCACCUAAAGACCCUGUUGUCUCCAUAGGCUUCUACUGCACCAAGGCCUCUGUCACGUUCAAGUUGACAGAGAUGCAGACGGAGAGCAGUUACUACAGUCCUCAGAAGAUGAAGAGCAGGGAGGGGCUCUGUCUGGAGCAGGAGGGCAUCGCCAUGGAGGUAACGACCCUUCUGGCUCUGCUCUACAUCACACACAGAGACAGACAGGGACAGAGACACACAGAGACACACAGAGACACACAGAGACACACAGACACACACACAGACACACACAGAGACACACACAGAGACACACAGAGACACACAGAGACACAUCCCUCACUAUAA
Molecule: messenger RNA, 1668 nt
Organism: Oncorhynchus nerka (sockeye salmon)
Lineage: Eukaryota; Metazoa; Chordata; Actinopteri; Salmoniformes; Salmonidae
Product: intermembrane lipid transfer protein VPS13B-like
Exons: 9
Coding region: 1-1668 (555 amino acids)
Source: RefSeq, a predicted model, not a curated record